UACGCGUCCAGUUCAAAACAGGAAGUGAUCCUAUCUGCUGAAGACUAGCUAGCACUCAUGCUGCCACGUUAUCUUAACGCCGAAGAAUGGGUGUAAAAGGCUUGCAGUAUUUUAUGGAGAAAUGUUGUCCAGAAACCUGUGUGAUGGUGGACUUCAGGGAGAUGGCAAGGCAGCAUGUCAACAGCCACCAACAGGGCAGUAGCACCACUCUUCCUACACUGGUGGUGGAUGGCAUGGCCUGUCUGAGGCACUGGUACAGCUGUCAAGCCUGGGUGUAUGGUGGUCAGUGGAAAGAGUAUAUGCAUUGCCUGAAGGAGUUUGUGGGUGCAUUCAUGACUGCAGGUAUCCGACUUGUGUUUUUCUUCGACGGGGUAGUGGAAGAAGAAAAACGUGUGGAGUGGGUGAAUCGGCGACUGAAGGUCAACGAGGAGGUUGCGAGGGUGUUCCACUAUUUAAAGUAUCAUGGUCAACAGCCUGGCCGGGAGCUGUUCUGCCUCCCCUCAGGGCUGGCCACCUUCUCUCGCUUUGCCCUCAAGUCUCUGGGCCAGGAGACCUGGUGCUCUGUUCGCGAGGCCGACUAUGAGAUCGCCAGCUUUGCCCUCCGUCACAACUGUAUGGGCAUCCUGGGGCAGGACACAGACUUCAUCAUCUAUGACUCAGUCCCCUAUCUGUCUGUGGCUCAGCUAAGGCUAGACACCAUGACCACCGUGCUGUUUUCCACAGACAAACUGUGCCACGCCCUCCAGCUGCAGAAGAGUGAGCUCCCUCUGCUCGCGUGUCUCCUUGGUAAUGACGUGGUGCCAGAGCAGCGGAUGCAGCGGCUGCGUAGCGAUGUCUUGGCAGCUUACAGGAGGAAACAUCCACAGUCUCCACCUCAAGGGGAGAAGAUUUAUGCUGUAGCAGAUUUCAUCAGUAGCAACAAGCUGUCCAGAGAGGGAGCCCAUGGUGUUAGCUGUCUGCCUCUAACAGAUAGAGAGGUUCUGGAGAAAGGAGUACAGUACUAUCUACUUCCUGGUCAACAGCCGCUAUGGGACAUUAGUGAUACCUCUCCUCGUAGCCCUGUGUGUCUGAUGAAGAGCUACUUGAGUCCUGACAUCCUCCAGGCAGCCAAAGAAAAGCACAUGCGAGCAGAGUGUUUUAUGGUAUACAAUGUACUGUAUGAUGGUGUGGUGGAAUGCAGUAAUACACUUGAAGACAGGGAGGAUGCUGAGCUCACUCCACAGGCAAUUGUGUAUCAACCUUGCAGAGAACGCAUCUACGGCAUUCUGUUACCCACAAAUCCAGACAGUGGUGGACGGGCCCCAACCGUGAGGGAAUGGUUUGUUUUUCCUGGAAACCCACUAAAGGACCCCAAAGUAGUCUCUCCCUUGCCCCUGAACCACUCUGAUUUGAAGCGUUUAUGGUUUGGGAAGGACUCCGAAACAAAAUGCCUCCGCAUCUCCACCUUCUUGGCUGUAUUUGAGUUGGAUGAAUUCUCAGUGGAGCAUGAUCGUCUGGAUGGCUCUUUGAUGGCUGUGCUGUGCCUUGUGACCUACAUUGCCAUGCAGGUGGGCCACCUCUCAUUGGAAGACAUAGAUGCAUAUCUCAGCCAAGCUAUCUGUGUCAGGUACAAAUCCUACACAGAACUGCUUCACACAAGGGUCUCUCAUGUGGAGCCCCGGGCGGUUCAGCUGGGCUCUCUGUUUGUCCGAGGGCUGACCCACCUGGUGGCCGCCAACAGUGCUUGCGGAUGCCCCUUCCCCAUGGAACAGCUGAUGCCCUGGAACACCUUUGACGGCCUGCUCUUCCACUCAAAGUACCUGCUGGCUCACUCAGGGAGGCCACAGGAGGAGCUGCUGGAGGGCAAUGCAUCCUGGGUAUCCCUGUUUCGUUUUCUGAGAGAGCUGGUCUUGGGAAUCUGCAGCAGGCGUGGCCAGAGCAUCCAGUCCAGACCACGGAUAACACAUCCCGGGAAGCAUGUGGAUCACAGCGAGCAGUGGAGGCAAAGAGGAGCCCCAUCGGGACAGCAUGGUCCCUCUCCUCAACACUACAGACCCCAGACCAGAUCCCCAUCAGGACAGCAUGGUCUCUCUCCUCAACACUACAGACCCCAGACCAGAUCCCCAUCAGGACAGCAUGGUCCCUCUCCUCAACACUACAGACCCCAGACCAGAUCCCCAUCAGGACAGCAUUGUCCCUCUCCUCAACACUACAGACCCCAGAGCAGAGGUCCUAGAGCACAGGCACAUGAACAUAACAGACCAAGAUCAACAUGUCCAAACAGAAGGAGAUACCAUCUGGCACCUAGGUGGCAGAACCCCCAUCUUGAUUUCCCCUGACUGUCAGUGUUGAGUGGACAUGCCUUGCUGGGACCAUCUUACAGAAUUGCCCUGUUAAGAGCAGCACAGCCCAACACACUCAGGGGAUAUGUCUGAUAUUAGGCCGACUUGUGUUGAACUUUGUGAACACAGUUUGUGUUACCAUAACCUCACUAUCAGUUGGAUUGGCUUGGAGAAAUGUAGGUCAUGUAACUGUAUGAGAUAUUGGUUGCAAUAGGAGAGGAUAUGCGUCACAAGGAGAGGAAUAAGGGCUUAGUAGGAUGUUUUUUUAUUUUUUACUAACUGUUUGAGGUACAGGAAUGUAACAAGUGAAAGAAGACCUGAGGGAGCAGUUACAUUUCACUUGGUUUAGCAUCUGAAAUCCCAAAGUAAGUAUUGACAUACCAAAAUAACAAGGGAUAGGUGACAGUGGGGUAAGUUGAGCCAAAGAGGUAAGUUGAGCCUCCCUUGUUUCUAGGAAACCAGACACAAAAUGUGUCAUUUGACCAAAUGUUUAGGAAGAGGUCAUCAUUUAAUGGAGUCUGUGAGGGAAGAAACCACAUGGAAAAAGUGGUAAGCAAGUUGGGUCCUCCAAAAAUAUUUUCACCWAGUCAAAUUUAUUUAAUGUGUUAGGUUUAGAUACAAGCAUCAUGUAACUUCUAACUAGAUACUUUUAAGAUUGUUUCAAACGUCAGUUGAGGUCUGUAUAAGCUUCAAUAUGAGGUCCUAAACCUAGCAUAAAAGUGCAUCCUUGUAGCUAUGUGGGCUAAUAUAGUCAAACUGUUUGCGUUGUGGUAAAUUGAGGCAAUGGCCAGUUGAGCAAAUGUAAGUAUUUUCUUCCCUGGCGUAAUGCAAGGCAUUAUCGCUGGGAUAUGAGAUAACAACAAGGCCUGGCCUAUGUUUAAAGUGUUUUAACAAGUACAAAGUGUAUGUUAGGUGCUAAACCUGUGUUUUAAAAUAUGCUUUAAAUUAUUUUAAAGCGACUGUGAUUGGGUUGAAUUGUGUUUGGGAAAUAAAAAUAGACAUUGUUUUAUAAGGGUAGUGGUAAUAUUUAAUUUGGUACAGAAAUGUGUAGGCGGCUUAACUUUACCCUGUCCUGUGGCUCAACUUACCCCAUACCCGGGGUAAAUUGUGCCAAGAGAGCACUUUGUUUUUGACAAAUUAUUACAUUUUUACAUGAAUUCUGAUUAUUUCCAUGGAUACACAAUCUCCUGAAAUAUAUGUAGAUCAUUGUUUGAAAGAACACGGUAUUUCCCUUGAUAGCGAUGCUGAAUAAAUGUUUAAAAAUGGC
This is a messenger RNA of Salvelinus sp. IW2-2015, 3588 nucleotides long. RefSeq names its product family with sequence similarity 120 member B (gene fam120b). The coding region runs from base 87 to 2318 and encodes 743 amino acids. The transcript has 11 exons. The record is from RefSeq and is a predicted model, not a curated record. NCBI's taxonomy places the organism in Eukaryota, Metazoa, Chordata, Actinopteri, Salmoniformes, Salmonidae. Gene Ontology annotation, cellular component: nucleus.